GCCCAGCCUCGAGAUGCAUAUGAGUUCUUAGGAGCAAAAAUUGCAUCUUACGUUAGAUCAUAUAAAAACACACACAGCUGUUUCCGGCCUUUCAUAUAUCGAUCAAGCUGUCCAAUCCUAUCGAGCCGUAAGACAUGGCUCAUUACGCCCAUCCGCUCCUCGGUCAGAUUACCGGGACCUCACACGAUGGUGUGAAUCGCUUUUGUGGCAUUCAAUAUGCGACCUUGCAAAACCGCUUUGCAAAUCCAGUUGUCGCAGAAGGUGAUCCAUCAGCGGCUCUAGAUGCACAAAAACAUGGACCCAGCGUUAUAUCCCCUGCUCAAGGCUGCGAUAUGGAGCUCUCCCUGAUCCAGCAAACAUUGCCGCAUGGGAAGGGCUCAAUGUCCGAAUUGGACGGGCUGAACUUGAAUAUUGCCUUGCCGGCGAAGCAUAGCGGGCGGCUCCCUGUCUUCGUCUUCUUUCACGGAGGAGGUUUCAGCAUUGGAUCCGGCUCUUGGCCGCAGUAUGAUCCUGUACGAACCGUUCAAUUGUCCAUCGAGCAACAAGAACCUGUGAUUGGCGUUACUGUAAACUAUCGGCUUGGGGCUUUUGGGUUUCUCUACUCGCAAGAACUCUCGAAAAUGGGGAUAAAAGCCAACCGCGGACUUCUGGACCAACGGGCCGCAUUACAAUGGCUCCAAAAGAACAUCGACGGAUUUGGAGGCGAUCCUGAAAAAAUCACGGUUGUCGGCGAAAGUGCCGGUGCUGUGUCAUGCACUCUUCAUCUGCAGUCCGAGAAACCUCUGUUCAAACAAAUGAUGGCCAUGGGUGGGAGUUCCUUACUCAUGAAGCCGCUCCCAAUGCCGGUCGCAGAGUAUGCUUAUGGAAGGGUACUUGAUGCUGUGAACAUCGACACAUCGCUUUCCUCGGAAGAGAAGUUGAAGUCACUGCUUGAGAUUCCGGCCGAAACAUUCUUAAGCAGUAUAGGGCCUGAUGUGCCACUUCUUGCUGUUCAUGACGAGGACUACAUCAGAUACCCUAGCUCUUUUGCACAGUGGACUCAGCAAGGUGAGCGGAGCCAAUAUCCAGGAAUGAAAUGGUGCGACCGUAUCAUGGUGGGAGACUGCCAAUUUGAUGCGAGCAUAUUCCUUUUCGCAGUCGGGCCGCGGAAAGCUGGCAUUGCCGAGGCAUUUCGUCAAUCGCUGGAGAAAUCGUUGAAAGAUUUUCCUGAUGAGCGAGCCAAGCUCUUGGACACCUAUGGCAUUGCUACUUCGGUAUCGGACGAUGAAGAUAUGCUUAACAUUCUUCGCUUCGGCACGGACAUUGGAUUCUAUGCUCCAGCUUUUACGAUGGCUAAGGCUAUGUCUCGGCGAGCGUUUCUUUAUCACUUCAAUGAACCGAAUCCAUGGGACGGUCCUUUCAAAGGCGAGUCAACCCACAUACUCGACGUGGCAUUCUUGUUCCAGAAUUUCAUUGAGCACUUGGGCCCUGAGCAGCAGAAGCUAUCAAAGAAAUUCGGAUCGGACUUCAUCAAUUUCGUUAAUGGAAAAGCGCCUUUUGACGUUUAUGACGACACGGAGGGAGGUGCUCAGGUCUAUGGACCGCCUGUUGUAGGAGGGGCUCAGUAUGUGCAGGGCAAGUCUCCAGAAGCCUUUGGUCGCCGAAGCUUCAUCGGAAGUCUUGCAGGAAAGACCAGUACUCUGGAUCAAUUGUCGAUCGCGUGGGACACAUUUUUGGCAGGUCGCUAGUUCACUGCUUCAUCGUUGGUGUCUACUUUGGCGGUCCUGCAGUUGGUGCAUAUUUCAUGGAGCUGACAGUGGGGAUCGUCUUAGUGUCUAAAAUGCCUCCUGUCGUUAUUCGGAAGAGACACGGCUGGCAGUAGAUUCGGAGCAAAUGCGCCUAGACUAAAGCAUUGCUGCAAAGGAAAGGUAUAGAAACAUUCGUAGUUGGUAUCAUAUUAUUCCCC
Molecule: messenger RNA, 1945 nt
Organism: Exophiala viscosa
Lineage: Eukaryota; Fungi; Ascomycota; Eurotiomycetes; Chaetothyriales; Herpotrichiellaceae
Product: carboxylesterase-like protein
Exons: 5
Coding region: 135-1727 (530 amino acids)
Molecular function (GO): serine hydrolase activity
Source: RefSeq, a predicted model, not a curated record